This is a messenger RNA of Rhizophagus irregularis DAOM 181602=DAOM 197198, 939 nucleotides long. The record is from RefSeq and is a predicted model, not a curated record. Lineage: Eukaryota; Fungi; Glomeromycota; Glomeromycetes; Glomerales; Glomeraceae.
AAAUUAUUUUCAUCUAGUCAUUCAAAAAAUUAUUUUCAGUACAUUGUUCAGGUUGACCUCAAAUAUAUCGAAAUGCAUAUUUUCUUAUCAGGAUUAAAAAUGCAUAGUAGCACUUGGACUCUAUAAAUGGAUCAAGUUAGUCACUUAAAAUUAAAAGUGUAUGAAUUUUCGCAUAUUUAAACCUACACGCAUCUGUAUAUUUAUUUCAUUAAUCGAUUCUUUUUUAAAAUUAAAAUAAUCGAAAUGAUUGAGAAAGUUAGAUUUGACAAAUGCUGCCUCUGUAUUUCUCUUCAAUUUGGAGCUUACGUUGCUGCAAUAUGGUUUGCUAUUUGGAAUUUUUACAUUGGUGGCCUUGUAAUAAAAAAUAAAGAUAAACCGCGAUCAGUUAAUGCUUACGAAGGAAGUGCUGGAAUAAUUAUUGGUGUAUUUUAUAUAUCGUUGGGUUUUGCUGCACUUUGUGGUAUUCAUGGUAUUUAUUACAAAAAAGCAGGCGAAGUAAAAGUUCUUACAAAAUUCGCUUUCAUUAGCUUAUUAGUGUAUGUACUGUUUAGUAUCAUCGAGAUUAUUCUGUUAUUAAAUGUUGUUGGUUAUCAGAAGUAUUGUAGAAGUUUAAAUCCUAAACAUCCUUCAUACUAUGAAUAUUGUUAUCCUUUUGCUAGAUGGGGUAUUACUUUUGCAGUUGGUAUAAUCUUUGGUGGUUAUCUUUCUAUCGUGCUCAGAUCUUAUAGUAAAAAACUUAAAGAACAAACGCCAAAUGUUUUUGUGGCGGAUAUGACCGCCAUUAUGACGAAUACAUCUUAAUGACGUUUAUUAUCAUCACGUAACUUAUGUUAUACCAUAAGUUAGUUGUAAAUUUACUAUAGGUUUUUAUUAUAUUUUGUAACAUAUAUUGUAAAAUAAACAUCAGGAUUUUUCUAUCCUUUUCAAAAUUUACUUAAG